Alosa sapidissima (American shad) is the source of this 3392-nucleotide messenger RNA. It is a transcript of the gene prr5l, whose product is annotated as proline rich 5 like. NCBI's taxonomy places the organism in Eukaryota, Metazoa, Chordata, Actinopteri, Clupeiformes, Clupeidae. Gene Ontology annotation, biological process: TORC2 signaling. The record is from RefSeq and is a predicted model, not a curated record. Gene Ontology annotation, cellular component: TORC2 complex. The coding region runs from base 1627 to 2652 and encodes 341 amino acids. The transcript is spliced from 9 exons.
CUGUCAAAUGUAAAAUGACCGAAUUCUCAAAUGAUCUCAUCUUUUAUCUUGAGCUUUCAUUUGUCUUAAUAAUGUUAGAUAAGUCAAGGAAAUGCCGUAUGGAGAACUUAAUGGAGGCCACCGCUGGACUCAGUUAGGCUAUAAACGCUGAGUUUGGGACAGUAUCCGCCUAUAACGUUACUUUUCCAUAACUAAAACAACAGAAUGAUGCUAUAAUUAGGUCUGUUGUUGGAGGUUUACACAUCUAGCCAGUGUUCUGUUGAAUUUUGAAUGGUCAUUUGUUCUCUUGAACUAAUAUGGGCAUAGACACUUUUCCAUUGCGUUAACAUUUCAAACAAUUCUGUGCAUGUCACUCUUUCUCUGGACAUUUUAAUUGCAUUAACCCAACUGAGUAGUUUCCCAUGACCAUGGUCUUCGUUUAUAGGAUUACAGAUCCAAGAAUUACCUUUCUCCAUACAACAUGCGAGUCACUGAUGGAGCUCACAAUUAAAAUGUUGCAGAGAUCCUUGCCUGCUUUUAGACAACAGGCCGUAGGCUAAGUCUUCUAUGCUUGUGGCUACUCUUGAACCUUAGGCUAUAAGAUGUUAUGUAUGAGCACAUUCAACACAUCUUUAAUUUGUGGUCUUAGAAAAACAACGCUUUACUUUAUACUGGUACACACAAAGUAGCCAGCACAUUGGCUGUUUGGGUAUAAUGGGAGUGUCGGCUCUGGCUUGCCCGUUUCAGUUCAAUCCAUAAGCACGCGCUUCUGGAGCCAGGCACUUUGAGCGCUUAGGAUUGGUGCUCACAAGCAUGCCUUUGUUUAUUUUCAUCUGCCUGCCAAAGAGAGAAGGCAUCGCUAAAUACUUCUUUAGCGUCGCCAAGCAACCCUCAGUCGCACAGACAAAGGCAACGGCAUCAGAGGGGGUUGAAAGACAGAGAGGCUGGGAGAGAUUGUGAACAUGAGAAGGACCAAUUGAGCUGCCUUUUCAACUCUGCCAUGGAUAUCUUGGUCCAUAUACCAUUAGCAACACGUUUUAUGUAGUCCGCUUUUAAAAAACAUAAUAGACUCACUGGCAUGCUCCAGAUUUGUUGCAUGCUCUUUUGCCAGUUGAUGAUAACUCACAGAUUUUCUGAUUUGAUUGAACCAAUGAAUGAAGAAGGACAACGUACAGUUGAACCACAGAAGCACAGGCUUGUGAGAACCAAAUGCAGUUAUCAGAUGUUGUUUAGAAAGAGGUGUUGAAGAAGGGUUCAUCACAGCCAAAAAGGAGUGGGAGAGGCUUACUCAUGAGCCGUAGGAUUGUCCAUGACUGGGCGCUCACAGACGCAGACGGACAUGCCUCAUGGCAAUUAGUACUGAGCACAGGGAGUGGAGGGACAUGCUUUGUAGCCUUUGACUAGGUUCCAGCCUGUUGACAAUGAAAACUCUCUGUGCCUACAGACAAUGCUUAGCCUCUCAAAGGACCAUUCUCCUAUUGAGUCUACUUAAUUACAUUCAAUCUCAACUUCAAAACUUCAUAAGCACCAUCCAGUCAUUAUUGAACAGAAAGCAAGAACAGGCAUCAGGCAUUGCACGUAUUGCAUUGUAAUCAUAAUUUUACCCUACAGAAGAGGCAGGAAGUUUGCAGACCAGAGGAAGUUAGCAUGAACACACUGAGCAGGCCGCUGAGUGUGAUGGGUUCAUUUAGGCGCCCGCGCCCUCGUUUCAUGAGCUCGCCCGUGCUCACAGACCUUGCCCGCUUCCAUGCAAGUUCGCCUGCGCUGCAGCUGUCAAAUGCUAGCAUGUGGAACAGUGUCCAGUCUGCUGUGGUCAAAGUGUUCCAAGGAGGAGGCUUGCAGACCAAUGAGCUCUUCACCCUCAAUGAAAGCAUAAGGUGGCUUCUGAAAACAGAACUGGGCUCUUUCAUCACUGAGUAUUUCCAGAAUCAGCUUCUAAACAAAGGCCUUGCUUAUAUACUGGAGAGAAUUCAGCUAUAUGAUGGUGAUGACCAGCUGCUCAUCCUGUCUGAGAUGUGGGGCAGAUUCUUUACAGAAACCAUGCCGACCCUUCAGGCCAUCUUCUAUCCAGUGCAGGGCCAGGAGCUCACAGUCAGACAGAUGGCCCUACUGGGCUUCAGAGACCUUGUGCUCCUAAAGCUGCCCCUGGAGACCCUGCUCCCCAAAGCGCCUCCUCCUCACCCUCCCGCCAUCACACAAAUGCUGCUCAUCCUCCAGGGCAUCCAUGAACCCAAUGGGCCUACUGAGGAAUACUGCCUUCUAGAGAGACUAGUGGCUAUGGUCAUCUCGCCGUACCUGGGAAACGACCUCAGUUGGAGCAACGGGGAACAUCUUCCAGAAUGCAACCUGCCCCACUCCAGAUCACAGUUUGGCCAGCCAGAGAUCAUGAUCACACAGUUUGACCCACUCGGACCCCUGGUGGAACAAGAGGGUGAGGCCUACCUGGAGAAAGCAGGUGGCAUUCGACGUCACACAGUUGCUAAUGCCCACUCAGACAUUAAGCUCCUCUCCACGGCCAGCAGGAUGCAUGCUGGCCGUGGGGAGACUGGAGGGGGCAGUAUGGCGGCCAAGACAUUCUCCAGUGAACCUGACAUCCUAGAGUCCCCUGUAGGGCUAAUCGGACUAUCUAGACGGCAGAGUUCUGGAGACCUCAUCUGUGCGCCACCCAGCUAGCACUGUCACUGGAGAUGGCCCUCUUCACUGGACACCGGCCUGGGAGGUCCAAAUGGACCCCUCUGAAGAUGAGCUUGUGUAAAGGAGGACUCCCUUCACUGAUGGGGCCUUAUGGGAGAUCACUGCCUCUACUCCUGCUUUUCACUGAAUGCAACACUUCCCCUAACAGGGGAAUGAAUGCAACACUUCCCCUAACAGGGGAAUGAAUGCUUUCCAGCUGUGGGAUUUGUAUGCCACUGUGUUCCAGCCUGCAGCCAGAUGCCUUUAAGUGGUGGAGGGCGAAGGCACAGGAAGCUCCAUCUUUAGGAAUGGGGACGGGAUCGGAGCGGUCUGUUAUCUUGGGGAGAGAGGCACAGGCUCCUCCCCUUCGGUCCCAUCCGCUGUGGAAGUGUCACUGGUGUGUGGAAUUCCAGUCCUGCUCAGCAUCACCACUUCGUUUACAAAGACUUCAUUUGGUAUUAACACCAAAACCUCACACAACCAUGACGUGCCAGGGAUGAGUUUACAUAGUAUAGUCUGUAGAGGAGCUGGUCCUUUAUUACUUUCAGUUGCUUGAGUCUCUGAAGGUUCUUGUAAAGCACAUUAAUGAACAAGUGAUACUGAUGAACUGGACUUUAGUCAUGGAGCGGUUUUGUCCAGUUUUUUGGUGAAUGGAGGCUCUGGUACAAAAUAUAUAUGUGUUGAAUGUUUAUUAAGAUUUUUCCCCAAUGUAUUUUUCAAUAAAAUGGAUGAAUAAAAUA